CCUAAAAAAUUAUGGACCUCUUCAAGUCAAAAGAUAUAGCUACUUGAAUGUUAAGAAAAUGACAAAGUCUUUCACAGUAAAAUUAGGCCAAGGAGGAUUUGGUGAUGUAUACAAAGGAAAGUUAGAUGAUGGCAGUCUUGUUGCAGUGAAGGUAUUGAACCAAUUAAAAGGUGAAGAUGGGCAAGAUUUCAUCAAUGAGGUGGCAACCAUUAGCAAAACUUCACACGUCAAUGUUGUCACUUUGUUGGGUUUCUGUUUUGAGAGUACUAAAAGAGCUCUACUUUAUGAGUUCAUGCCUAAUGGAUCGCUUGAGAAGUUUAUAUUCGACGAAAAUGCAACCGAAACUGCUCAUAAGUUGAAUUGGGAAACACAAUACCUAAUUUCACUUGGCAUUGCUAAAGGACUUGAAUAUUUGCACAACGGUUGUAACACUCGAAUUCUGCACUUUGAUAUUAAGCCUCAUAACAUUCUUCUUGAUGCAGAUUUUGUGCCUAAGAUAUCCGAUUUUGGUUUAGCCAAAAUUUGUAAAAGAACAGAGAGUGCCAUCUCAAUGUUGGGUCCAAGAGGAACUGUCGGAUAUAUUGCCCCUGAAGUAUUUUCCAGAAACUUUGGAGAGGUCUCACACAAAUCUGAUGUUUAUAGUUACGGAAUGAUGAUUUUAGAACUGGUGGGAGGAAGAAGUAAUAUCAAUGUUAGAGUCGAUAACACAAGCGAAAUAUAUUUUCCACAUUGGAUCUACAAGCGUCUAGAGUUAGAUGAAGAGCUUGGACUGAAGAGAAUACAGAACGAGGAAGACAAAAUAAAAGUGAGGAAAAUGAUAAUAGUAAGCUUGUGGUGCAUACAGACUGACACUUCAAAACGUCCAACAAUGAGUAGAGUCAUAGAAAUGUUGGAAGGGAGCGUUGAUUCCUUGCAAGUACCACCCAAGCCGUUCUUGUCUUCUCCUAAUUAAACAU
Molecule: messenger RNA, 956 nt
Organism: Morus notabilis
Lineage: Eukaryota; Viridiplantae; Streptophyta; Magnoliopsida; Rosales; Moraceae
Product: LEAF RUST 10 DISEASE-RESISTANCE LOCUS RECEPTOR-LIKE PROTEIN KINASE-like 2.4
Exons: 1
Coding region: 59-952 (297 amino acids)
Biological process (GO): protein phosphorylation
Molecular function (GO): protein kinase activity; ATP binding
Source: RefSeq, a predicted model, not a curated record